GCGGAGACCGCCGAGUGCAAAGGCGCGGUUACGAGAAGUGGCAGCGCACCCUCCAUGGCCGCGGCUCGCGUCCCUCUCUGGGCAGUCUGUGUGUUGCGGGUGGCUCUGGCCACCGUAUACUUCCAGGAGGAAUUUCUAGAUGGAGAGCGCUGGAGGAACCGAUGGGUGCAGUCCACCAAUGACUCCCAAUUUGGAUAUUUUAGACUCUCGUCCGGGAAAUUUUAUGGUCAUAAAGAGAAAGACAAAGGUCUGCAAACCACUCAAAAUAGCCGAUUCUACGCCAUCUCUGCACGGUUCAAACCAUUUAGCAAUAAAGGGAAGACUCUGGUCAUUCAGUAUACAGUGAAACACGAGCAGAAGAUAGACUGUGGAGGGGGCUACAUUAAGCUCUUCCCUGCAGACGUGGAUCAGAAGAACCUGAAUGGAAAAUCCCAGUACUAUAUUAUGUUUGGACCUGAUAUUUGUGGAUUUGAUAUCAAGAAAGUUCAUGUUAUUUUACAUUUCAAGAAUCAGUAUCACUCAAACAAGAAAUCAAUCAGAUGUAAGGUUGAUGGCUUUACACACCUCUACACUCUGACUUUAAGACCAGACCUCACUUAUGAUGUGAAAAUUGAUGGUCAGUCGAUUGAAUCCGGCAGCAUAGAGUAUGACUGGCAGUUAACAUCAUUGAAGAAAAUGGAGAAGCCUUCAGCAGAGUCUAAGGAUUGGGACCAGGCUACAGAGGACAAAUCCCAGGACUGGGAGAAGCAUUUUCUGGAUGCCCGUGCCAGCAAGCCGAGUGAUUGGAACAGCGAACUGGAUGGGGACUGGCAGGCGCCGAUGCUGCAGAAGCCUCCGUACCAGGAUGGCCUGAAACCAGAGGGCAUAGACAAAGAUGUUUGGCUCCAUCAGAAGAUGAAAAACACCAACUAUUUGAUGGAAUAUGACCUCUCAGAAUUUGAGAACAUUGGUGCCAUCGGACUGGAGCUUUGGCAGGUGAGAUCCGGAACCAUCUUCGAUAACUUCCUGAUUACAGAUGAUGAACAGUAUGCUGAGGAUUUUGGCAAGGCCACUUGGGGUGAAACCAAGGGCCCAGAAAGAGAGAUGGAUGACAUACAGGCAAAGGAGGAAGUGAAGAAGGCCCGAGAGGAAGAUGAGGACGAGCUGCUGAUGGGCAGGUUUGGCGGGCGAGAAAAUAACUUCAAAAGUUUCCACAGGAGGAAUGAACUUUAGUCAUCCCCCCUAGAUAAAGAUGACUGGUAAAACCUUGUUUCUACCUUAAUCAACAUUUAAAAGAUCAGAUGUCUACAUACAAGGUCAUUUGUCUAAUUUUCUUAGAAAAAUGUUCCCACACUUCUCGGUCGGGGGUAGGAUUGGUCUGGUUUUCCCUGAGGGUGUCCCCCCCGCCCCCCCCCGCCCACAACGUACCCAGAGAUGUUUCCCUUGGACAAACCCAAGUGCUGGAGGAAGCCCCAGGCUAGUGAGAGUCUGGCCAAAAACGCAAUGCUCUUUUCUUAAUCCUCAAAAUGUUUUAUAAAUGAAAGGUGGUAAAACUUACUUUGAAAAGGGAGAAAUGAGGCUUUCUUUGGGUUGUAAAUUACUGAUAACAUACACAAAAUUUUCCAAUAUGAAAUCUUCAUGCAGCAUCGUUGGCACGGAAAGGUUUUGUAUGCCUCAUUUGCACGCUGGAUACUCUGGAGAACCCAGGCCUUGUGCACAGAUAUUUAACAUUCCGUAAAGGAGCUGAUACUUUUUCCCUCACUCUGUGACCCACUUCCAUGGCCGUUAGUUCUCUGUAAGACAGAGGAAUGAAAUUCAUUCUCUCAAGUGAAAAUAGUGAUUACCUCGCAGUUUAAUUUUUUCCCUUAAAUCAAAUGACUUGCUUAGAAAAAAAAAAGUCACACAUAGCACGCUUCUGUUUUGAAGAGCUCUGUUUUCACGCAGAAAUUCGUGUUGGAAAUAACAAAUUUAGGACACCAGGAAUUUGGAAUCUAGUCAUGUUACAAAUAUGCCAAAUAAAAUCAGAAAUUAAACAGAACAUAUUGAUAGAUGAUCAGUGUGAAAAGUCUGGCCAGGAAGUGAAGGUCUGGCAUAUUUUGCUCUGGCUUUGGUAGAUGUUGGCAGACCUUCGACCUUGAACUUUUCCAGCUGUCCCAUUGGUCUUGCCCGUUUAUCAGGGGCUAUCAGUCUCAGAAGCUAAAGACGCACUCCCUGGAAGUGCAGGGGUGGGAUUCAAACACUGCCCAGUUUUAAAUCUCUGAACAAGGGGAGACAUUAAUGAGGGAAGAGGCAGUGCUAGAUCUCGAGAGAAAAUGCUGGAAACAACUGUACAAAGAUGGGUCAGACCAGCUCAGACCCUGCGGCACUCACCUCUGCUGCAGCGCUGUCCUGGAGAACUUUCCUCAUCUGCGCUGGCGAUACAGUUGCCACUGGCCACAUGUGAGCCCUUGAAAGGUGGCUGGUGGGACUGAGGAAUGAAUUUUUUUUAAUUAAUAAACUUCAUUUUCUAGAGCAGUUUUAGAUUCCCAGCAAAACUGAGCAGAAAGUAGAGAGUUCCCGUAUACUGUCUGUCCCCACACCCCCACACCCUCCCCUACCAAUGACAUCCCACAUCACGUUGGUACGUUUAUCACAACUGAUUGAUGGGUCACACAGAUACAUCGUUAUCAUCCAGCGUUCAUACUGUGCAUCAGGGUUCACUGUUGGUGUUGUACCUUCUAUGGAGGAACGCAUUUUUAAUCUUAUUUAGUUAUAAUUAAAUUAAAUUAUAACUUUCUUCCAGUUUUAUUGAUAUAUAACUGACAUACAGCACUGUAUAAGUUUAAGGUGUACAGCAUAAUGAUCUGACUCACAUACAUCAUGAAAUGAUACUGCAGUAAGUUUAGUGAACAUCCAUCAUCUCAUAUAGAUAACAAAAUUAAAGAAACAGAGAGAAUAUGUUUUCCUUGUGCUGAGAACUCUUAGAAUUUACUCCCAACAACUUUCAUACGUAACAUACAGCAGUGUUAGUUAUAUUUACCAUGUUAUACAUUAUACCCCUAGUACCUAUUUAUCUUAUAACUGGAAGUUUGUGCCUUUUGACUGCCUUCAUCCAAUUGCCCCCCACCCCCACCCCACCCCUGCCUCUGGUAACCACAAAUCUGAUCUCUUUUUCUAUGAGUUUGUUUAUUUUUGAAGUAUAAUUGAUCUACAAUACUAUGUUACUUCCUGUUUCACAAUGUAGUGAUUCAAUAUUUCUAUACAUUUCAAAAUGAGAAAUAAAGUCUUUAUCGAGGUAAUCAAGUUA
This is a messenger RNA of Hippopotamus amphibius kiboko, 3265 nucleotides long. RefSeq names its product calreticulin 3 (gene CALR3). Bases 55 to 1212 code for a protein of 385 amino acids. The record is from RefSeq and is a predicted model, not a curated record. Gene Ontology annotation, molecular function: calcium ion binding. The transcript is spliced from 9 exons. Gene Ontology annotation, biological process: protein folding. Gene Ontology annotation, cellular component: endoplasmic reticulum membrane; endoplasmic reticulum. NCBI's taxonomy places the organism in Eukaryota, Metazoa, Chordata, Mammalia, Artiodactyla, Hippopotamidae.